GUCGCAAUUACAAUAAUUCGCCGCAAGAACUGAAGAGCUCAGAAAGAGUGGGAGGAGAAACCACGUGAAAUUUCAACAGUCGGACCUCAAUCCAUCAACUAAUCUAUCUCCGCGCGCCAGCUCUCUCCUGGUACUGAAAUUGUUCUCCUCAGUCUCAAAUCCGAAGAACAAUGAGAAGACGACCUGGAAUUGGAGGCUUACAGAACGCCGCUACAGCUAGGGAUCAAUAUCGGUUGCUGGGCGAAAAUGUAGCCAAGAUUAGAACUGAUUUAAUGAAGGAGCAGCUGGCCACGUUUCGCUCCCAGCUUGAAGAAUUCGCUCGCAAACACAAGAAUGAUAUACGGAAGAACCCGGCGUUCAGAUCGCAGUUCCAUGAAAUGUGUGCGAAAGUAGGAGUGGAUCCUUUGGCCUCCAACAAGGGUUUCUGGGCUGAGCUCUUGGGGAUCGGUGACUUCUACUAUGAACUCGGAGUACAAAUUGUUGAUAUUUGCUUGGCAACAAGACCCCACAAUGGAGGCUUGAUAAACCUGCAGGAACUCUGUAAUGUGCUUCGUCAGAGACGGAAAAGUGACCGUGGAGCUGUUUCUGAGGAUGACUGCCUCCGUGCUAUAAGCAAGCUGAAGGCAUUGGGUAGUGGUUUCGAGGUGAUAUCUGUUGGAAAGAAAAAGCUUGUUCGAUCUGUUCCAACUGAGCUGAACAAAGACCACAAUGAGAUUUUAGAGCUGGCUCAGGCUCAAGGCUUUGUGACCGUUGAUGAAGUCGAGAGACGGCUCUCUUGGACCUCUGGUCGUGCUAUUGAUGCCCUUGAUACUUUACUAGAUGCAGGUCUUGCAAUGAUUGAUGAUGGCCACAGAGAUGGUAAACGCCGGUACUGGUUCCCCUGUGUAUCAUCCAUCUCAACUUCAGUAGCUGAUACUUGAAUGCUUGAUUUUCAAAUUAACACUGCCUGAUGGCCGCAAUGCAGCCGGCCAGAGAUAAAGGAGGGAAGCUAUAUGUUAUUAUUUACUCUGCAAUACUCAUUGGACGUACUGAAAGUUAGCCUCUUCCCGUGAAACGCAGUUAGAUUG
Messenger RNA from Juglans microcarpa x Juglans regia, 1067 nucleotides. Its product is annotated as vacuolar protein sorting-associated protein 22 homolog 1. The record is from RefSeq and is a predicted model, not a curated record. The transcript is spliced from 7 exons. Gene Ontology annotation, biological process: protein transport to vacuole involved in ubiquitin-dependent protein catabolic process via the multivesicular body sorting pathway. Gene Ontology annotation, cellular component: ESCRT II complex. Lineage: Eukaryota; Viridiplantae; Streptophyta; Magnoliopsida; Fagales; Juglandaceae. The coding region runs from base 171 to 920 and encodes 249 amino acids.